This is a messenger RNA of Apodemus sylvaticus (European woodmouse), 5134 nucleotides long. Its product is annotated as zinc finger protein 431-like. The transcript has 4 exons. NCBI's taxonomy places the organism in Eukaryota, Metazoa, Chordata, Mammalia, Rodentia, Muridae. Gene Ontology annotation, biological process: regulation of DNA-templated transcription. The record is from RefSeq and is a predicted model, not a curated record. Bases 39 to 2018 code for a protein of 659 amino acids.
UGUGUUCCUAAUGGAGUUACUCAUGUCACUCAAGGCUCAUGGCCAUUCAGGAGCUCCAGGCGAACCUGCCAGUCAGAAGAGGAGGCGGGUUCUUCCGGGUUUGGAGAGGUGGUUCCACCUGGCAGCUGAGCAAGUUUCAGUGGUUCACUGUGUGGUUUUCGGAGUGCUGCUGCUGGAUGCUGUCAGACUCGUUCAAGCAAGCCCGAAGUUGCAAGAUGAAUGCAGUGACAUAUGAUGAUGUACUGGUGAAGUUUACACGGGAAGAAUGGGCUUUGUUGGAUGCUUCGCAGAAGAGUCUCUACAAAGAUGUGAUGCUGGACACCUAUAGGAACCUCACUGCAAUAGGUUAUAACUGGGAAGAUCACAAUGAUAUUGAAGAAUAUUGUGAAGAUUCUGUAAGACAGAAAAGGCAUCUUCAAAGGGAUAAACCAAUUCAUACUAGAGAGAAACUUUAUGAAUGUAUGCAAUAUGACGGAGCCUUUGCAAGAAACAAUUACCUUCCAUUACAUAAAAGGAUAUAUACUGUAUCCAUUGUGUAUUAUACUAGCCUUCAAAUAUAUAGAAGAACACACACUGCAGAAAAACUCUGUGAUUGUAACCAAAGAGGUAAAGUCUAUUAUUGUCAAAGUCAUCUUCAAAGGGAUAAAUGGAAAGAUACUGGAGAGAAACCCUAUGAAUGUAACCAUUGUGGCAAAGCAUUUGCACAACACAGUCAUCUUCAAAUACAUAAAAGAACACAUUCUGGAGAGAAACCCUAUGAAUGUAACCAGUGUGUCAAACCCUUUGCACACAAAAGCGAUCUUCAAAGGCAUAAAAGAACACAUACUGGAGAGAAACCCUAUGAAUGUACCCAGUGUGGCAAAGCCUUUGCACGUCAUAGCCAUCUUAAAAUUCAUAAAAGAACACAUUCUGGAGAGAAACCCUAUGAAUGUAACCAAUGUGGCAAAGCCUUUGCACAACAAGGCGAUCUUCAGAAGCAUAAAAGAACACAUUCUGGAGAGAAACCAUUUGAGUGUAAGCAAUGUGGCAAAGCCUUUGCACAAAACAGCCAUCUUCGAAGUCAUGAGAGAAUACAUACCGGAGAGAAACCCUAUGAAUGUAACCAGUGUGGCAAAUCCUUUGCAGAACACUACCUUCUUCACAGACAUACAAGAGCACAUACCGGAGAGAGGCGCUAUGAAUGUAACCAAUGUAGCAAAGCAUUUUUAUCACAACGCAGUCUUCAAGUGCAUAAAAGAACACAUAUACAAGAGAGACCCUAUGAAUGUACCCAGUGUGGCAAAGCCUUUGCACAAAAGAGCUAUCUCCAAAGGCAUAUAAGAACACAUUCUAGAGAGAAACCCUAUGAAUGUAACCAAUGCACCAAAGCCUUUGCACAACAAGGCGAUCUUCAAAAGCAUAAAAGGAUACAUACUGGAGAGAAACCAUAUGGUUGUACCCUGUGUGGCAAAGCCUUUGCACGCUAUGGCAGUCUUCACAUGCAUAAAAGGACACAUUCUGGAGAGAAACCUUAUGAAUGUAAUCAAUGUGGCAAAGCCUUUGCACUACACAGCUAUCUUCAAAGGCAUAAAACAACACAUACUGGAGAGAAACCCUUUGAAUGUAACCAAUGUGGCAAAGCCUUUGCACGACACACCCAGCUUCAAAGUCAUAAAAGAACACAUACUGGAGAGAAACCCUAUGAAUGUAACCAAUGUGGCAAAGCAUUUGCACGACACACCCAGCUUCAAAGUCAUAAAAGAACACAUACCGGAGAGAAACCCUAUGAAUGUAACCAAUGUGGCAAAGCAUUUGCACAACACACCCAUCUUCAAAGGCAUAAAAUAACACAUACUGGAGAGAAACCCUAUGAAUGUAACCAAUGUGGCAAAGCAUUUUCACAACGAGGCAAUCUUCAAGUGCAUAUAAGAAGACAUACUGGAGAGAAACCCUAUGAAUGUAACCAAUGUAGCAAAGCAUUUCCAUCACAAGGCAAUCUUCAACUGCAUAAAAUAAGACAUAUGGGAGAGAGACCCUAAAAGUGUUACCAAUGUGGCAAAGCCUUAGCAUUCUAUGGCAGUCUUCAAAUUCAUAAAAGAACACCUACUGGAGAGAAACCCUAUGGAUGCAACCAAUGUGGCAAAGCCUUUGCACACUAUGGCAGUGUUCAAAUGCAUAAAUGAACACAUACUGGAGAGAAAGCCUGUUAAUGUAUCCAGUGUGGCAAAUCUAUUGCAGAACAUGGCCUACUUCAGAGGCAUAAAAGAUCACAAUCUGGAGAGAAACCCUAUGACUGUAAACAAUGGGGCAAAGGAUUUUCAGGACAAGGCAAACUUCACGUGCAAAAUCUGUACUAGGCUGGCUCUUCUUUUAAUUUUAACAAGUGUAUCUGGCCAUUGCUCCUUUGUGUUUUGUUUGUUUGUUUUUUGUUCUUGUUUUUUUUCUUUUUCCAUCCUUUAUCCUCAUCUCCUACCCGUAGAUUCAUUGCCUACAACAAGAUAGGAUAGAAACCACGAUAGAGGAGAAGGACAUCCUGAAAGCCAAUUUCUUGCUUUGACCACAGCUACUAACAAACCACAAAGAAAGUUCGUCCAUACAGGACCAUCAAGUCCCAACCUGACCUCUCAGAGCCUGUGUAUAUAAGUACCAUCUGAAAAGUUCUCCAAAUUCAAAACAUCACAGAAUUGCAGUAAUUAUCAGUGGCUAGCAAAACCAUGCUUCUGGUAGAGUACGUGGCAAAUCAUGGUGAGCCACUGAGGACACUCAAAAAGCAGACCUGCAUCCCCACAACUGGUAUAAAAUGAAAGCACAUCCUUACCAUAUUCCGCUGACUUUUAAAGAUGCCAAAAAUUUAUAUUAAUUUUAGAAAAGUUGCAUCAUCAGUCUUUUUGAAAAAUGUUUUUGAAAGAAGGAAUUUUGUCACCUUGAUCCCAGUCUCUUGCAUCCUAAGGCAAUAACCUUGCUUCCCAUGUCAUUGCACUUCCUACAUCUGGAGUUGAAAGGCUGUAUCACAAGGAAGUUUCAAAAUUAUUCAUUUCAGCCAUGUAAUGAUCUGCCUGUUGUUGAAAUCAGAAACAAAUAUACUUGUUGUUCAUGGCUUCUGCCUUCAGGCUAGAACAGGAAGAAGAGUUUCCUGUGUGCACUGGAAGUUGAAAGAAUGCAGACCAUAGGUACCUCACAGAUUAAGUUUAAGGGAGUCACCAGCAGAGGUCUCCAUCCUGAAGAAGGUCACAAUGUGUCAAAAAGAGUGAUUUUAUGAUCGCCAGCAUUUAUUUACUCAUGCAUUGAUAGGUAUACACCUUGGGGAGAAUAUGCUGAGCCCAACUUUGUUAAUCUAGUUGAAUCAGUUAAGAAAUUUGAAUCAGUGGUUAUUGGCUAUAACUAUGUGUUUCAGGCUACAGAAUUCAGCAGCUAAUAUUGCACAUAGUGACAAAAUCAUACAUGAUCUUAUUGAUGCCAUUUUCCCUACCAGGGAAUGUUCUGCUCUUUUUAAAAGUCACAAUGGCUAUGCAUUGUUUCAACUAUAUCUAUCAUUCUCACAAGUCAAGGGUGGUAACCUCCCCCACACCUUUUUUUCCCAUUUUUUAGUGCAUCACUGCUCUGAUCACCUGUUUUGUCUAUUCUCCAAUUACUCUAGAGAGUUAAGAAUUUUAUUUUUCUUAAGUGGUAUUGUUAUUUGAUUGUCUUUAGAAGAAUUUCUUUUGUAACUUAGACUUGCCAUUUACUGUAUAAUUUCUUUGUAUACCUAAUCCUGCCUCUGGUAGCCAUUGCCUGAAGAGAGUCAUGCAGACCCUUCUAGCUGAGACAAUUGAAUGACUGUCCUCAAUUGAAUGAAUGUCCUCCUUUGUCUUAGACUUUCUCAGGGAAAAUAUAUAUGCAGAGGAACUUCAGAAAGUAUGAGUCCACUUAUUAACUUUGAAGCUGGUAUAAUCAAAGCAAAGAAAAGGAGUGGGAUGAAAGAGAGAGGUUUCUUACUUUGAUAAUAGUUUCUAAGGAAAUUAACUUAUAAAAACUUAUUAUCUGUAAUUUCAUGAUUUACUAGCUAGUUUGUAUGUCAGGUUGGGCACAAACUGGAGUUAUCACACAGAAAGGACCCUCCCUAGUGGAAAUGGCUCUGAGAUCCAGCUGUAAGUCAUUUUCUCCAUUAGUGGUCAAGGGUGGGAUGGCACAUUUUGGGUGGUGCCAUCCCUGGGCUGGUAGUCCUGGGUUCUAUCAGAACACAAGCUGAUCAUGGUAAGGGAAGCAAUCAAGUAAGCAACAUUCCUUCAUGGUUCCUGCAUUAGCUCCUGCAUCCAGGUUGCUACUCUGAGUGAGUUCUAGUCCUGAAUUCCUUUGCUGAUGAACAGCAAUGUUUAAGUGUAAGGUGAAGAAAUCCUUUCCUUCCCAUCUUGCUUUUUGGUCAGGAUGUUUUUUUGAAAGAAUACAAACCCUGACAAGACUCCUGAGUUCAACCAACACAGAAGAUCUUGACAAUUGUUGUGGCGAUGCUUAAUAGUACUAUUCCAAUGUUAAGAUCCACAUCCAGAGAUGAAAGGUGUGAGUCAUACUUAGCUUGCUUUAGAACAUAUGUCUGAAACAUGGGUAUAUUUUCAACCAUAAAGCCUAGUUAAUCUUUUUAAAAUAAUUUUUGAGAUAAUAAUUAAAUCAUUUAAACUUUUACUUUCUCCCUAUUGUUAAAUCUCAAACAUUGGCACAAAUGGUUGAGGUCUGUAUUUAAUAAAUCAGAGAUGGCCACACUGUCAAGUUCUCCCAGAAUCCCUUGGCCUCUACCUGUUACAAUUGAUAAUUAUGAGAUAAAGGUUUUAUUUAUGAGUUUUGGUCUUAUUCCCAACAUUGAAUCCCUUAUCUUGUUAGAAAAGACAGUUGUGCCUCUGGAAGCUGACAUAAAUUCAAAACCAAUUAUAUGAUCAGUUUUAGAGAAGGUACCAUGAGGUGCUGAGAAGAAGGUAUAUUCUUUUGAUUUAGGAUGAAAUGUAAUAUUGAUAUCUAUUAAAUCCAUUUGGUCCAAAACUUCUCUUGGUUUUACUGUGUCUCUGUUUAGUUUGUGUUUCCCUGAUUUUUCCAUUUUUGACAGCAGAGUGUGGAAGUCACUCACAAUUAUUGUUUGAGGUGCAAUGUGUACUUUGAACUUUAGUAAAGUUUCUUUUACAAAUGU